AUGUCCGUCACCAUAGCCGGAGGCGCCGGGACCCAGUACGACUGGGACACCGCGCUCAUAAGCCUAGAAUGGGGGGACCAAGACUGGCGGGACAUCCUCACCGAGCGCGUCGCCGCCAACCUGCCGUGGGAGGAGCUGCAGCGCUCGACGCUCGAGUACCUGUGGGAGAUCCACGACGUCUACGACCGGCGGCACGGCCUGUACCCGGAGCAGCCAGAGUCGGAUCCGUCAUUCCGGUUCAGCCCGGCGAUGGAGGAGCUCGACCGCCGCGACGUGCAGGAGAUGAUGCGCUCGAGCGCCCUGACCGAGGCCCAGGACGCGCGCGACUGGGUCCAGGACCCGGACUGGUUCGAGCUCGGGCGCACGUGGCAGGACUACGCGUCCGAGUCGGAAGAUUGGGUGCGCGACGAGGAGACGGUGCGGGACAACUUUUUCACGGUUGGGCUCGAGCUCGAGUUCCCCGUUGCCGUGUACCGCCGCACAAGGGCCGGUAUCCCGGACCCGCAUGAGCAGGAGACGCGGUGGCUGGCGAGCGAUAUCAGCGACGAGCACGGCGACCCGGAUCCGGUGUACGUGCGCCAGGUCGCUGUGGACCGCGUGCUGGAGGUCCUCAACGCGCAGACGGAUAUGGUGUUCGUGCGCCGCGACCCGAAGGAAAUGGAGGCGUGGACGAGGAGGACCGAUUAUACGUUUGGGAAGGACGCGCCGCCGGGUCCCAUCGACGCUGAGUGCGAGAAGAACGCGCAGGACGCGCUUAAUCUAUCGCUGCAAAUGUUCUUCAACCCGGAAGCGGGAGGAACACGGCUCGCCGUCGCAACGGAACAAGAUAUUCUCCACGCGGUAUCCAACACACCUUUAUACAACGUAGCCACCUACGCCUGGGCAAAAACACGCGCGCGUUUCGCCGCGCUGCUGCGCCAGCACAUACGCCAGUCCCAGCGUGACCGGCGCGCCGUCCCGCUCCCCGGCAUGAAGCCGCGGUACCUCGCCUUCUCGGUAUACGCCAUGCCCGACGUCCCCUUCGCGAACGUGCGGGGCGACUCCUACGCCGACGCGCCCGAGCACCCGUUCGACCCGUACCACUGGGAGAUCAUCAAGAUCGCGACGCCGGUGCUGCGGGCCGACGCCGCGCAUGUGCUGCACGACGCGCUGCGGCAGAUAUGCCGCGCCGUGCGCAACAACUUCCGCGUGCACCGCGACAUCGCCGCGGUGCCCGUCACGACGCAGGUCAGCGUGUCGACGCGCGCGGGGUUCGAGUUGCUCGAUAUAAAGCGCUUCGUCACGCUCGUUACCGUUUUGCGCGAUAGGGGUUUCGGCCGCCUUAACGCGGAGCACCGCAGCGCGCGCGCGUACGACAAGGUGUGCGGGCCGAUCAAAAGGGUGUCGAGGCUCGGCGGGCUGUCCAACAUGCAAUAUGCGGAACUGGAGGCUUGGGAUGACUGGAUUAUGCCGCAGCCGCCGGGUGAGGAGCGCAUGGAAUGCAUGCUGGAGAUGGAGCGCAACAUGCCGAAGGACCUGAUACCCGCGCUCCAGGGCAAAGGUAAGCUGUCGGACCGCAUCUUCUUCGCGGCGCUGUGGUCGUACGCUAAUAUGACCGCUAUCGCGCGAGCGCUCAGCACCCCGCUCGUCUCGAAGAAGGCGGAGGUCAUGGUGAAGAUGACCGGCAACGGCAAGAGAUCGAACCCGGUACCUCUGCCCUGGACGGGGCGUAACGGCGAGCAGGAGCUAUACUUCGACGUGGUCGAUGCGUACCGAGGCGUUCUUGAGUUUCGCCAGUGCGGGGGUUCCCUGGACCCUCAUCACAUCUUGUGCUGGACGGCUAUCUGCUAUUGCGUAGUGAGCUCGUGUAAGUUUACCGACGAGGCGACGUUCAAAGAUCUCUUGUCCCGAAUCCUCAUCGGUGAAGAAACGGUUCUAGACGCCCUUCGCAUACAUCCUGACUUGCAGCAAUUCUACAUAGACAAUUUCAAUGAGCAGAAGGGAUUCUUCGAGCCUGCCGAUUCGGCAGAGUUAAACGAACGAUAUGCGAUGAUAGAUUGGGCAUUAUGA
Messenger RNA from Annulohypoxylon truncatum, 2049 nucleotides. RefSeq lists its product as uncharacterized. NCBI's taxonomy places the organism in Eukaryota, Fungi, Ascomycota, Sordariomycetes, Xylariales, Hypoxylaceae. The transcript is spliced from 2 exons. The record is from RefSeq and is a predicted model, not a curated record. Bases 1 to 2049 code for a protein of 682 amino acids.